Molecule: messenger RNA, 2118 nt
Organism: Lachancea fermentati
Lineage: Eukaryota; Fungi; Ascomycota; Saccharomycetes; Saccharomycetales; Saccharomycetaceae
Source: the annotation of a GenBank genome assembly
AUGUCUGAGCAAGAUCAAGGCCAGAACCAAGCCCAAGGGCAGGGACAGAACCAGCAACAAGGCUAUUACAACUACUACAACCAGCAAGCCGGACAACAAGGGAACUUUCAACAGCAAACUGGUAACUAUCAGCAAUAUUAUCAAAACUACAACUCUCAAGGAGGAUACCAACAGUAUGAUCAAACUGCCCAGGGAGGUCAAGGUUACCAAAAUUAUAAUACGCAGGGAUAUCAAGCCUACCCAUCUUACCAAGGAUACCAGGGGUAUGGUCAAACUGGUCGUGGGGGCUACAGCAACACUCGCGGAGGGUUCAAGAAUUCCAAUCAAGGCUAUCAAGGUUACCAAACCUAUAAUCAACAACCAGCUUAUCAAGCAUAUGAUCAACAGCAAUUUGCCCAACCUCAGCAAACGAGAGGAAUGACAUUGGAUGAUUUUCAAAAGCAGAAGGUAGGAUCUACUGCUAGUACCGCACCAAAGCCUAAGAAAACGUUGAAACUUGCAUCUAGUUCGGGAAUCAAAUUGGUUGGUGCAAAAAAGAAGCCUGAUGAAAUUGAAAAGAAAGAAGAAACACAAAAAGUAGCUCCAAAAAAGGAAGAAGCUUCAAUCGAUAUAAAUGAAAGUGAGCACGAUUCCACUAAAGCUCCCUCAGAAAAUGCUAGUAAUGAUCUUCCAGAUGUCGCAGAACUCAAGAUAUCCGAAGACAAAACAGCGAAAACUGAGAAUCAAGCUGCCCAAUCUACACCUUCAGCCAACGUUUCAUCAGCAGACGCUCUUAUCAAGGAACAGGAAGAUGAAGUUGACGAAGAGGUUGUGAACGAUAUGUUUGGUGGUAAGGAUCACCUUUCUAUCAUUUUCAUGGGUCAUGUCGAUGCAGGUAAAUCUACCAUGGGUGGCAAUCUCCUGUAUUUAACGGGUUCAGUUGAUAAAAGAACUGUCGAGAAAUAUGAAAGAGAAGCCAAAGAUGCCGGUAGACAGGGUUGGUAUUUGUCAUGGGUUAUGGAUACCAACAAGGAGGAGAGAAAUGAUGGUAAAACUAUCGAGGUUGGAAGGGCUUAUUUUGAAACGGAGAAGAGACGGUAUACUAUCUUGGACGCUCCUGGACAUAAAAUGUAUGUCUCUGAGAUGAUCGGUGGUGCAUCCCAGGCUGACGUUGGAAUCUUAGUUAUUUCUGCAAGAAAAGGUGAAUACGAAACAGGUUUCGAAAAAGGUGGACAAACGAGAGAACACGCUUUGUUGGCAAAGACCCAAGGUGUCAACAAGAUGAUUGUUGUUAUUAACAAGAUGGAUGACCCUACAGUAAACUGGGAUAAGGAGCGUUAUGAUACUUGCGUUCAAAAUCUAUCUAAUUUCCUCAAAGCUGUUGGCUACAAUGUUAAGCAAGAUGUCAUCUUCAUGCCUGUCUCUGGAUACUCAGGGGCCGGAUUAAAAGAUCGCGUCAACGAGAAGGAUUGUCCAUGGUACAAAGGGCCUUCUUUGUUAGAAUAUCUAGACAACAUGUCGCACGUAGAUCGUCAUGUCAACGCUCCGUUCAUGUUACCUAUUGCUUCGAAAAUGAAGGAUUUGGGUACAAUAGUGGAAGGUAAAAUCGAAUCGGGCCAUAUCAGAAAAGGUGGUAGUACUUUGUUGAUGCCUAAUAAGACUCCAGUUGAAAUCUUGUCUAUCUAUAAUGAAACUGAAUCCGAGGUGGAUAUGGCAGUUUGCGGUGAGCAAGUGAGGUUAAAGAUUAAAGGUGUCGAAGAAGAAGACAUUGCUCCUGGUUUCGUUUUGACAUCCCCAAAGAACCCCGUGAAAAAUGUCACUCGUUUUGUUGCCCAAAUUGCCAUUGUUGAACUAAAAUCUAUCAUAUCUGCUGGUUUUUCAUGUGUUAUGCAUAUUCACACCGCUAUUGAGGAAGUAACAAUUACUAGAUUGUUGCACAAAUUAGAAAGAGGAACUAAUCGUAAAUCAAAGAAACCGCCCGCUUUUGCAAAGAAGGGUAUGAAGAUUAUUGCCUUACUUGAAACAGAGGAGCCCGUGUGCGUCGAGACCUAUGAGGAUUAUCCUCAGCUUGGUCGUUUUACUUUGAGAGAUCAGGGUACUACCAUUGCCAUUGGAAAAAUCGUAAAAAUUCUCGAUUAG